AUGAGUGAAAUGGGAAUUCAUCUAAUAAAUGAAGGGAUUUAUCAAUAUAUUAAGAAUUCUUUUAUUUCUGAUCAACUAAAAAUGCGUUAUGACAAUAUAAUUAAUAUGAUGGUAUACGGAAUGAUGGGCUACGGUACUCAAGAACUUAUUUUACAUGUUUUUGAGUUAAAGCAAAGAAUAACUAUUGGAUUAACAAUACCAUUUGCUCUUACUAAUUUUAUUCAAGAGGUUAAAAUGGAAAUGAAUGUAAAUCCUAACAUGAGAGAAUAUUAUGUGAAUUUCAUUAAAGAAUUGGAGAACAAAUGGGCUACUGCUGUUUUUGAAUAUUUAGCCUCUUUAUAUGAUCAUGACACUAAUAAAAUAAUAAUUAAAACAGAAGACAAUGAAGAGGAAGGAGAGAAAGACGAUGAACAUCAUUAUUUUAAACUUUUGAGUGCAAAUACAUUUUGGGUACAAAUUAAAGGAGUAGAAAAUCCAGCAAAAAGAUAUCGUACGGAAAAUGAUUUGGCGAUUGUUGCAGCUGUAGGAGAUGCAAAUACAAGUGCUCAUUUUUUCACUGGAAGCGGAUUAAGCACAGGCAAGCUUUUAAUAAACUAG
This is a messenger RNA of Meloidogyne enterolobii, 597 nucleotides long. The record is from the annotation of a GenBank genome assembly. Lineage: Eukaryota; Metazoa; Nematoda; Chromadorea; Rhabditida; Meloidogynidae.